Eruca vesicaria subsp. sativa (arugula) is the source of this 1053-nucleotide messenger RNA. NCBI's taxonomy places the organism in Eukaryota, Viridiplantae, Streptophyta, Magnoliopsida, Brassicales, Brassicaceae. The record is from the annotation of a GenBank genome assembly.
AUGGAGACAGGGUCGUCGUCCACGGUGGCCGGAGGAGGACAACUCUCGGUGCCUCCCGGUUUUCGGUUUCAUCCAACGGAGGAGGAGCUUCUAUACUAUUACCUCAAGAAGAAGGUUUCUUAUGAACCAAUUGAUUUAGAUGUUAUUAGAGAAGUUGAUCUCAACAAGCUUGAACCUUGGGAACUUAAAGAGAAAUGCAGGAUCGGGUCGGGUCCUCAAAACGAGUGGUACUUCUUUAGUCACAAGGACAAGAAGUAUCCGACUGGGACCCGAACGAACCGGGCCACUGCAGCCGGGUUCUGGAAGGCUACUGGUAGAGACAAGUCCAUACAUCUCAACAGCUCCAAGAAGAUUGGACUUCGUAAGACUCUUGUCUUCUACACUGGUCGUGCUCCUCAUGGCAACAAAACUGAAUGGAUCAUGCAUGAAUAUCGCCUAGACGAUAACGAAAACGAAAUACAAGAAGAUGGGUGGGUUGUAUGCAGAGUGUUCAAGAAGAAGAAUCAUUUCAGAGGAUUUCACCAAGAACAAGAUCAAGAUCAUCAAUACAUAAGAACCAACAAUGAUCAUGAUCACUACCAUCAUCACCAUCACACUGAAUCCAACUCCAACAAUCAUUCUUCUUUGUUUCAACAUUCUCUGGAUCAUCAUCAAAUGGGAAGACAGGUCCACAUGCCACUACAUGAGUUUGCAAACACUUUAAGCCACGGGUCAAUGAACCUCCCUCAGCUCUUUAGCCCUGACUCGGCCCAACCGUUUGUGUCGUCAAUCAACACAACAGACAUUGAAUGCUCACAGAAUCUACUGAGGCUGACUUCUAACAACAACUAUGGUGGAGACUGGUCGUUUCUUGACAAGCUUCUCACCACAAACAACAUGAAUCAGCAACAGCAAGUGCAGAACCAUCAAGCAAAAUGUUUUGGUGACUCGGGUAACAACGAGCAGGCUGUUGUUACUCAUGACAAUGGUGGUUCUUCUUCAUCUCCAGAUAAUCAAAGGUUCCCAUUUCACUAUCUGGGGAACGAUGCUAAUCCUCUCAAGUUCCCAAAGUAG